Messenger RNA from Coccidioides posadasii C735 delta SOWgp, 1321 nucleotides. The record is from RefSeq and is a predicted model, not a curated record. NCBI's taxonomy places the organism in Eukaryota, Fungi, Ascomycota, Eurotiomycetes, Onygenales, Onygenaceae.
AGCCCGCCCAACUGCCUGAACACGCAAACAUCGCAGAGAUUUCCACAUUACUUCAUCAAAAAUGGCGGCAUUAGGUGAAGUCCAGCCGGGUGAACUAUCUUUCUUUGCUCCUCGAGGAUAUCAGCGGCAUGAUUGUGGUUAUUGCAAGAGUGCAGAUGGGAGUGCUAGCUAUUAUGCAUCGUCCACCUCAGUUCGUGUAGAAGAAUACGAAGAGCUUCUGAACCGAGGAUGGAGAAGAUCUGGGACUCUUUACUACAAACCAAACCUGGAGCGGUCAUGCUGCCCUCAUUAUACUAUGAGGUUAGAAGCGAGCUCGUAUAAACCUAGAAGAGACCAGAAGAAGGCUCUCAAUCGCUGGAACAAAUUUGUUCUUGGCCAGGAAUAUAUUCGGAGUGCCGCUAGACUCUGCCCUAAGACAAGAGAGGAAAAGAAAUAUCGCAGAAAUACCUUUGACUUAAGGCAACGAGUUCAUGAAGCCGAGUAUAGUCAGCUCAAGCGCCCGGUUGAUCCGAAAACAAAGAGGCCGAUAGAACCGGCCCAUAAGUUUGAAGUGAAUAUUGAGGCCGAUUCAUUGUCAUUAAUGAAGUAUAAUAUCUUCCUCAACUACCAAAUGACUGUGCACAAAGACCCGCAAGAGAGAUGGAAGCAAUCGGAUUACAAACGCUUCCUCUGUUCUGGGAUUAAGCGUAAGACAGUGAGGCAAGGUUUUAAGGAGCAGAAGCUAGGCCGGUUACCUCUGUCAAGGCUGACGUAUCACAGUUAUGAUCCACAAUACGAACAUUGGGAGAUCGGAAAACUGAGUGCCAUGAGAGAAAUCGCUUUGGCAAUUGAGGGUCAUCAUCAGUAUUACUACAUGGGAUACUACAUACACUCCUGUCCCAAAAUGCGGUAUAAAGGGGCAUUUCGGCCUCAGUACCUUUUAGACCCCGAAUCCCUUUCUUGGGACCCUCUGGAUAGCUACGUUGAGAAACUCAAUAAGCGAAGAUACGUAUCUCUAUCCCGGGACCGCAAGGUCGGCGAAGAACGAGCGAAUGAAUCUCGAGACGAUGGAUUUAUCCUCCCCGGUGAAGAAGAAAUGUCUCUAUUUGACAUCCACAUGCCCGGCGUCCUGACAUUAGAAGAAGUUCAGGCCCAGAUUGAUCUUGAUCACUGGCGUCUGCUUGUCCAUAACACUUUAGUGGAAAUGACCGACUUAGUUGCGUGGGAGAAGUCGAAUAUCAAGGAACCGCACGCAAUCAAAGGUAUAGUCGCUGAGCUUGCGGCCGCCCUGGGCCCGAAGGUGGUCAAAAACUCCGCCGUCGUGUUGUUCGCCUCUGGAUAG